Messenger RNA from Cooperia oncophora, 507 nucleotides. The record is from the annotation of a GenBank genome assembly. Lineage: Eukaryota; Metazoa; Nematoda; Chromadorea; Rhabditida; Trichostrongylidae.
AUGAAGUUCCUUGAAUCAUUCGUUCUUACCCUGCUUGUGGUGUACUCUUAUGCCUCAGAAAGGGGUCCAGACAUAGAGGCAUUACCUCGAGGAGUUCCAUACAACCGAGGAGCGCUGUAUAAGAAGUCGUUCGAAUUUAUUUGUCUCGACGGUUCCAAAAGCAUUCUCUAUGACCAAGUCAAUGACGACUACUGCGAUUGUCCCGAUGGAAGUGACGAACCGGGGACGUCUGCCUGUCCAAAUGGCAAAUUUCACUGCGCGAACAAAGGUCAUAAGGCGGCCGAUAUCCCAUCUUCUCGUGUGAAUGAUAGGAUUUGUGAUUGUUGCGAUGGAAGCGAUGAAUAUAGCGGCGCAGUUGAAUGUCCCAAUAUCUGCGAUGAGUUGGGGCGAAGUGCUCGAGAAGAAAGCAAAAGAUUGGCAGAAAUCGCCAGAAAGGGAUUCGCUACUAGAAAGCAGUUGGCUGAAGAGGGACAGAAGCUGAGGGUAAGUCGUGAAUCCUUCCAAUAG